Molecule: messenger RNA, 1025 nt
Organism: Phacochoerus africanus (Common warthog)
Lineage: Eukaryota; Metazoa; Chordata; Mammalia; Artiodactyla; Suidae
Gene: MRPL19
Product: mitochondrial ribosomal protein L19
Exons: 6
Coding region: 33-911 (292 amino acids)
Biological process (GO): translation
Cellular component (GO): ribosome; mitochondrial large ribosomal subunit
Molecular function (GO): structural constituent of ribosome
Source: RefSeq, a predicted model, not a curated record
UGGGCGUUGUAGUCUCUACCCAGCGAGCAGGCAUGGCGGCCUCUAUUACAAGGGGCUCCUGGGCUGCGGUGGGCCUGGGGCAGAGUUUUCCACCUACCCGGGCUCUGCUUCCUGCGCCAGCCUCUGUCAUCUGCCGGACCCUCGCGGGGUCCGGCAGACAGCCGGUCACUGGAUCUUCUGAGCCCGGCGCGUUUCAGCCGCCGCCGAAACCGGUUAUCGUGGACAAGCGCCGUCCCCAGCGCCCGGAAACCAGGUUCUUGAGUCCUGAGUUCAUUCCUCCAAGGGGAAGAACAAAUCCUCUGAAAUUUCAAAUAGAAAGAAAAGAUAUGUUAGAAAGGAGAAAAAUACUCCACAUUCCAGAGUUCUAUGUUGGAAGCAUUCUUCGUGUUACUACUGCUGACCCAUAUGCCAAUGCAAAAACCAGCCAGUUUCUGGGGAUUUGUAUCCAGAGAUCAGGAUCAGGACUUGGAGCUACUUUUAUCCUUAGAAAUACUAUUGAAGGACAAGGAGUUGAGAUUUGUUUUGAGCUUUAUAAUCCUCGAAUCCAGGAGAUUCAAGUAGUCAAAUUGGAGAAACGGCUGGAUAAUAGCUUGCUAUACUUGCGAGAUGCCCUUCCUGAAUAUAGCACUUUUGAUGUGAACAUGAAGCCAAUAACACAAGAAUCUAACCAAGAAGUUCCUGUUAAUCAGCUGAAAGUAAAAAUGAAGCCUAAGCCCUGGUCUAAACGCUGGGAACGUCCAAAAUUUAAUAUUAAGGGGAUCAGAUUUGACCUUUGUUUAACUGAAGAGCAAAUGAGAGAAGCCCAGAAGUGGAGUCAGCCAUGGCUUGAGUUUGAUAUGAUGAGGGAAUAUGACACUUCAAAAAUUGAAGCUGCGAUAUGGGAUGAAAUUGAAGCAUCAAAAAAUUCCUGAUCUGAGAACGAAUUUGAUUGUUUGCAGAGAAUGUACUGACUUGGAUUUAUUUGGAAGCCAAUUUAAUCUCAUAUACAUAAGGACAUAGUUAUUAAAUCAACUAAGCAUUCAUCA